Salmo salar (Atlantic salmon) is the source of this 2137-nucleotide messenger RNA. RefSeq names its product replication protein A 32 kDa subunit. Gene Ontology annotation, biological process: double-strand break repair via homologous recombination; DNA replication; nucleotide-excision repair. Gene Ontology annotation, cellular component: site of double-strand break; chromosome, telomeric region; nucleus. Gene Ontology annotation, molecular function: single-stranded DNA binding. The record is from RefSeq and is a predicted model, not a curated record. NCBI's taxonomy places the organism in Eukaryota, Metazoa, Chordata, Actinopteri, Salmoniformes, Salmonidae.
AAUGGUUUUCCCGGCAUUUUUGUAGGGCGCAUGCGUUCUAUACUGUCAACUUUCCAGCGCGCCGAAUUGUACAGGAAGGGGAAUAGUUGUGAAUACUUUUUACACGUUUUAUUGUCUUGCCACCUGUUUAAACAUUAUUUUAUCAUAUAACGUAAGGUAACGGCACCAUGUGGAACCAAGGUGGAUCAUACGGUGAUUCAAACAUGGGUGGUGGAUACACUCAGUCCCCGGGAGGAUUCGCAUCACCUGCUGCCUCCCAGGGAGGAGAGAAGAAAGGGAGACAACGUGCCCAACAGAUUGUCCCCUGCACAGUGUCCCAGCUCAUGUCUGCUGCCCAAGCGGAGGAUGUUUUCAGAGUGGGAGAGGUAGAGGUUGCCCAGGUUACCAUUGUGGGCAUCAUCAGAACCACUGACAAAUCCAUGACCAACAUCCAGUACAAAGUUGAUGACAUGACAGGGGCCCCUAUGGACGUGAAGCAGUGGGUAGAUACGGAGGAUCCCAGUGUGGACAGCACAGUCAUCCCCCCAGGCACUUAUGUCAAGGUCUCUGGCAAUUUGCGCUCCUUCCAGAACCACAGGUCCGUGGUAGCGUUCAGCGUCCGGCCCCUAGAGGACAUGAACGAGAUCACCUCCCACAUGCUGGAGGUGGUGCAGGCACACGUGCUGCUCAGCAAACCACAGAAUAUUAUGAUGGGCGGAGGAGGGGGAAUGAACACUAGCAUGGUGCCCAUGUCGCGGCCGGGAAUGGGUGGCAACAUGGGAGGUGGAUAUUCGGGUGCCAACGACAUGUCCGCUAACGGCCUGAUCCCAAGCCAGAACCAGGUGCUGAGCUUGAUAAGGAGCUGUCCAGACGCACAGGGUAUCAGCACACAGGACUUGAAGCAGAGACUCAGCGGCAUGAGCUUGGCUGUCAUCAAGCAUGCAGUGGAGUUCCUCAGCAACGAAGGACACAUCUUCUCCACCAUUGACGAGGAUCACUUCAAGUCUACGGACAAUGACGACUAAAGCAUCUCUCCAUUCCCUGUUAGCAUUAAUAACAUGAUCAUAGUCUUGGGUCCAUUCUCAACACACUGUGCCGCUAUGAGCGGACGAUUGUAUUUAAGAAUAACACCCAAACACCCCUCUUAGAAUUUUAAGAUCUCAACACUCUGAAAAUAGAACCUGUAGUCAUUCAUGGAAGCAUGAUUCAUACUGAGGAACAUCAUGGAAUAUGUCUAUAAUCCUGAGGGUUUCUGUGAAAUUAGGCCUUGGUUUGACUGACGUGGUGGCCAGUGUUCACAUAUCCUGUUUCAACUUCCGUUAAUGAUAUUACAGUAAGAGUGGGUGCAUCACAGGCCAAUGGUUUUUCUCACAGUGAAUGCAAUCUGUGUGACUACCAGUUCCUGAUUCAUUGGUCUUUGUAGUUGUCAUUUAAAAAUGGUGAACAGAAUGUAAAACUUUGCCAUUCCUAUUCAGAUUGUCUUAUGUCUCUAUGUUUUGUUUUUGUCUCUAGUAAACGUAUAUUUUCAGAAAAAUUUGUAAUUUGUUCUCAAGAUGUUACUAUUUUAAAUAGUCAAUUGGGAAGUAUCUCUUACAAUGUGUGUAACCUUAGAAUGCAGAAGUAUAAUAUCAUACAGUAUCGAUACCCAAAGCAAUGAUACAUAUGCACAAGUAAAGCUUUGUGUUGCGCAUGAAGAUCCCCACUGUUAUCACUCCGGCUUUCUUAUAUUGACCUCCACUCUUAACAGUAAGGUCACUGACGCUGUCAGACUAGCAUCAUUGAGUUUUAAAAUAAGGGGACAUUUUAAGUUACAAAAUACACGGCUAAAUUAUGAAAUGUAACAACCAUAAACACCAAUAGCCUUUUAUUAUGAUAAGCAUUUUGGAUAAUCGGUUGGCAAGUGUUGCUUGUGACUGUAGCAAUGUAGAAAAUUAAAACCAAGUAACAAAAUAUAGGUACAAUAAGACAUGUAUCCUGUUUUUGCAGUCCCAUCUCAAAGUAUUCACGGUUACAGUGGCUUGCCAUCAGUCUGCAUAGUUCUGACAUUGUCUUGCACCCCAUAGUCUAGUCUAUUUUAUGCAAUGAUACUUUAGUUAGCCUUUUAAUAGUUAUUCCUCUGGCUGGUUCAGUAAAAUAAAAAAUUGUCCUGUGUUCUUAA